AUGCGUUCCGCAGUCUGUACCAUGCCACAUCGAGUGGUGCUAGUAGCGGCUUUUUGCCAUCCCUGGACGCCCUUGCGGCGUGUCAGUUUGGUUGCUUCAUGGUGCUCCUCCCACUUUUCCCGAGGUUGUGGUGCAGGGUCUGCGCUGGCGGAUUCAGCGCGUCCCUACACAACGCUGACGCUACCGCUGCGACAGUCGUGGAAGUCGAGGAGUCUGCGCCCGUGGAUGUGCGCGAAGGAGUCCUGCCGCGCCGUGAACCAAGGAGCACGCAAAGAGUGCGAGUCUUGCGGAACAGAGAAGCCCCAGCUGCUUGGCUGGAAGUGCGUGGGUUGCAGUACUAUCAACUACGCCGGUGUGCGGAAGUGCAAGAAAUGCGCGGACGCGAGCGACAAGAGCAAGGAGUUCUGGAUGUGUGCUGUGUGUCACGAAAACAAUCGCAUAGACGAGAUAGAGGACAACAGUUGCUGCGGAUUCUGUGGAUACGAUAUGGCACCACACAGCGUUGCAGAGGAGGAGAUCCUGCGCCGCGCAACGGAGAAAGCCGUGUUGCUGCAGCAGCAGCAGGAGCACUUCGACUCCGUUUCGUACACGGAGGCCGAUCAGCAGUUUGCGAAUCCGCUGGAAGGGGCGGAGGCCUUGGAUCCAUCGCUGCGAGCAAUUCACCCCGGCAGCGAGGCGCCGAUUACGGGACGUGCGCUCAAGCUUCCAGCUGUGGCGCCUUUUGUUGCCGGAGGUGUACCGGAAACGCGGCAUUCACCGCUGCAUCAGCGAAGAAAACUCAACCCAGCCUUGCGGAUAGUAUUGGAGGGGGCGGCGGCGCCGGAAGGUCCGCCCGGGUUUGACUGGAUGUGCCGCAACUCCAGCUGUGGCCACAUUAACCCCGGCGACGAAGAGAGCUGUUUAAAGUGUGGUACGCACAUUACUCCCGCGGAGUGGGAGUGCCCGCUAUGUGCAUCCUUGAACCACCUGGCACGCUCGCGUUGUUUCUACUGCAAAAACCGCAUUCCGGUUUGCUGGACCUGCCGUGCGUGUCAGGGGACGACAAGCAUUUAUGACAAGACUUGUCGCGGCUGCGGCAUAGAUCGCCCGGUUGCGGAGCCAAAGACGCUUCGCGAAGUAGAACGAGGCGGCGGUGACCAUGUUGGAGGUUACGUUCCGCAAGGGAAUAGGACUCGUGGGGAGUGGUACUGCUCGACGUGCAACGCCUUGAACUUUUCUCGUCGCACCGAGUGUUUCCAGUGCACUUCGCCGCGUCCCGCCGUAUCAGAUGAAGGGUUUGCCGACCCGGUUAGCGCAGCAGGCUGGGGAGGGCCGGACAGUUCUGGCGCCGCCGCCGUCGCUGCACCAGUGCAGGACAAUAACUGGAUGUGCGCCUACUGCCAGACGAGCAACUUCCGCACGCGCCACGACUGCUGGAAGUGUGGCCGUGCCUCGGAGCGGGCACAGGAAUGGUCUAGCCAGGCGGGGACGCCCCAAUACGAGCGCGAGGGCUUCCAGGAAGGCGCGAACACGAACCCUGCCGAGGGAACUGGGAACCCGUCGUGGAAGUCAACGGGAGAGUGGUUGUGCGCGAAGUGCUACUCAAAGAACUUCAGGAAUCGCCUCGAGUGCUACCGCUGCGGUGCUCGCAAACAUGCCCUGUCCGCCUCUCGAGGCAGCAGUGUACGCAAGCCUGUGAAGCUGUAG
Messenger RNA from Leishmania mexicana MHOM/GT/2001/U1103, 1686 nucleotides. RefSeq lists its product as hypothetical. The transcript has a single exon. The record is from RefSeq and is a predicted model, not a curated record. Lineage: Eukaryota; Euglenozoa; Kinetoplastea; Trypanosomatida; Trypanosomatidae. The coding region runs from base 1 to 1686 and encodes 561 amino acids.